UUUUAAAACAGUGUUGUUUUUCUUUAGUUAAUAAUCGUCUCACGUGUUUUCCGUACAUAAUUCUUACAUUUAACAUUUUCUUAAUUGUAAUUUCAAGUAUAAAAAAGCAAUACAAACAAUAUGAGCAAUUAAAGGGGGAGGGAGGAAUAAUGGUAACUUGAAUUUGACGUUAUUUUUAUCGAAAUUAAUCCCCCCCCCCUAAGAAGAAAACGCCGUAGAAACAAAUUCGUGUUUUUGAAGAAACGGCUAAAUCCAACUGGAGAAUCAGAGCAGAGUCUGAGAAAGGGUAUGGAUGGAUGGGUAGUUGGCGGAAAAGUUGUGCCCGAUGGUCGUGCUGGUUUGUUUGUCGGAAGGGGUGCCACGAAGGGUGGUGGAUAAACCGUGGGGCAGAGCCGUUGCAUGGCGCUCCGGUCGGCUUCCAACCCCUGACGGAGGCGGUUCUCGAGGGUUGGAAGUGAUGACGAAGGGUGUGCAAAAGCAGGGAGGGGUCGGGGUAGCUACCGCUAUUGAGUCCGUGUUUCAGUCGCCUACCAGCUGCCGUUCCUCUUUUCUCUUUGCUCCGUUCGUACUGCCCGUCAACGAAUAAUAGUAUAUUUAGCUUCAAUUCGGUCCAAAGCUCGUCAACCGAGUCUAACCGGAAACAGUUUCUGGAUUUAUUGAUUUUGAAGGCCGGCCGGAGUCUCCUAGUUGUGUUAAGGGUUAAAUUUACACAACACAAUAGGAGACACCACUGGCUGCCGGCGUUCUUCACUACUGCAAUCAGCAUCGACUCUCACACAUCACAUUUCAGAAAUGGAAGUUCGGCCAGAAGGGAAAAACUUUCGACUGGUCAAAGUAGAGGAGCUUCCAGAGAUACAAGAAUUUUUGUCCAAAUUUUUGCCUUAUUCGCUCAAGUUUCACCAAACGAUCCUGACCUAUUUGAAGGACAAAGUUUGGGAUUUUUAUUUUUACGUAGCCAAAGACUGGCCCUCGGACCCGAUAAUUCUUCAUUUCCCGGGAAUGACGAGUACGCCAAACAAUCAGAUGUAUGAAAGUUUCUCAGUGUUUUGCCCUGUCGAGAGGCUGGAUUGUAUGGAACUUCUGAGAACUGAAGAUGUCUUGAUUGAUUGGACACAGCCGAUUUACCUCAAUUUCACCCAUAUCGAUGUCGUCAAAGCUAUUGGAAAUUUUGAAUCUGUUGGAAAAGUUGAUAAAAUCGAUGGAGAUAUUUAUGUGCAAACAGAUCCUCCUCCGGAAGAGCUUGUACUCGAAGAUUUACAAGCUGAUGAAUAUGAGGUGCUCGAGCUGAAAGAAGAAAACGCAAAAGCGAUACACGACCUGUAUCCUGCAAAUGAUAUGGAAUGUGUUGAAGUAUUCGAAAGGUUGAUCCGCAUUCUUCCAGCGUAUGGCGUCUUCACAUCAGGUGAAAAAGGAGAUCUUGCAGCAUGGAUGGUCCAAUCAUAUUAUGGUGCCAUGUUUUCGAUGCAGACACGUCCAGAAUACAGGCGGAAGGGAUUCGGAAUACGUCUCGCUAGUGCAUUAACACGAAAAGUCCGUUCUAGGGGAUACAUACCAUUUGUAGUUAUACGUCCGGAAAACGAUGCUUCUCUUAGCCUGUACAAUAAACUGGGCUUCAUCAGAAGUUACCCUACUGCCAGGGCAGUCAUUUAUCCUAAAGUUCCAGAAAAACAUGAAAUUAUAGAAGAGGAAAAGGAUAAAACAGAGAAAGAAGUCAAAGAAGAAGACUAAAACAUUUUUUAUCCAUUCCUUUGAGUCAUACUGCCGUAUCAUCUGUGAUAAUUACCUCCCGAGUUUGUCCCUUCAUUUACUGGGUAACAAGUUAAAUUCUCUUAAAAAUGGUAGUUUAUUUACAUCCCUAUUUUAAUAACAAUAUUUAUUUUUUACUUUCAUUGCGAUCUUCCUUGAAAAGUGUUUUGUAUAAGCAAGUCAAUUACUCAUGGAUGAAAUAUAUGCUUUCUAUUAGUGCCAUUACUAUAAUACAACAAUUGUUUCAAAUUUAAGAACAAAACUAUAAAAAUAUUGUGUAAAUUUAACUUGUUCUUAAAUAAAUCCAAUAACUCAAGCCAAACUAGUUUUGGGAUUUUACAAAGGAAAUUAAUUAGCUGAAAAUUUAAACAUAUCAAUAGUUAAAAAAUAAAUAAACAAAAACACAAAUGAAAAAAUGAAAAGAAAACUCAAUAAAAAAAUUAACAGAAACAAUAAUUCAAAUAUUUAAAAAUCUAAUUAGCUUAUCAAAUCUGUUACAAGUUUGUUCUACUUUCAAAAAAUAUCAUUAGUGGGUUCCAACAAAAUCUCCAAAUAUAUUUUUAACAAUAACCCUAGUAAGCGAAAAAAUACACUUGCAAGUCUUCAAAAUCACUCAUAGCUCUUAUUCAUAUGUAGUUAUCAUAAAUCCUUUGACGUCUUCUAUUAUUGAUAUGUUUUAAAAAGUUGUGUAUUUAAGAAACAAUAGAAAAAUCCAUACCCGGUGAUAAUAUCCAUUUUCUUGGUUUUCAUGCUUAUAUGGCCUGGGUAUUAAACCCAAUUGCUCAUUUUUAGCCAUUGCCAGACAGUGAACUAACAUUUUUCUGCAUUUUACAAUUAUCAAUCUCUCUACUGUUGACAUUUUGCCAAAAUCUUGUAUUAACAACUUCCAGUAACCAUUUACAUAGUUUAAAAUUGUAUAUCUUGUAUCUCAAGAUUCAGCAACUAACCUGUAGAUAUAAGCAGUAAUUUAGUUCUGGCUGGUUGGUCCCAACAGCAGAGUUUAAUCUCUUGAUCAUAAUGAUUCACUGCCACAAACAGAAAAAAAGAAAGUAUAAUUUUUUUUAGCAAUUAUUCUUGUAGCUAGUAUGACAUUAUUGAACAAUUUUUACAUUAAAGCCAUUUUGGUAUAUCACGUAAAGCAUAACAAUGCAAAAUGAAAUGAUUCUAAUUGUGACUUGUAGCAAUUCCUACCACUUUUGCCAAAAAUCUUACAUGAUAGAUAUAGAUUGACUAGCUUGCCUAAUCAGGUAUACAGCUUGAUAAAUCCCCUUGUAUUCUGUUAAAAUAGCAAUUUCUUUCAACUUGAAAUAAAAAUAAUUAUAAUUACAAUAUAAUUUUUAAUUAUAAUUAUAAAUAUAUUAUUAUAAUUCAACUUGUUAUCACAUGCUGUAGUGUUCAAGUACCAAACAAUAUUAAGUAUUUCUUUUUUCAUGUGCCUUAAGUCCACACUGUCUCUACUUCCAAUGACAACUUGAAACUUCCCAAUGGUCACACACAAAUACAACUUAAUUUAAAUUUACCAGGGCUUUCAUUGGUAAGGGAACUUUUAAAAUUAUAUAUAUAUAUAUAUAUAUAUAUAUAUAUAUAGGCUGGUUUAGUGUAUUGUUUUUCAGUUAGAUGUGUUUAGAUUAUCUUGUGUCUAUACUUCUAAGAAAUCAGAGUGAAAUCCGUCCUUGCUUAUGCUUUCUUUCCCUCGGCACGAAUAAUUUAAGAAAAGGCCUACACAAUGGCAUUUAUGGUUGUGCUAUGAGAACCAUAUAAAAACAUUGAAUUUACAUAGUUUAACCCUACUACUUAAAUUUAAAUGUGAAUUAAAAAAUAAUUUCUUACACCCUACCCUCUAAAUAGGACAAACUUAUAAAUGUAAAUAUUCUAAAUAAUUAUUUAAAAUGUUUUAAUAAAAUUUCAAAAUAAAGAAAAUAAAUCGGCGUGUGACUCAACGGAAAGGUAACAUCACAUUUUUUAAAUGAUUUUCUGUUAUGAACAAAGCCCCAAAAAUGAAACUUAGCUUUUUGUACUUUCCACUUCAUAAAAUGUUUGCAAAAAAAUUAAACAAAUACAUACCAUUGUAGUCCAGGAUUAGGUGAUAACUGAACACUUUUGUAUUUUCUUAGCAGGGGAAUUUAUGUUUAAUUUAUUUUUUAUACUUUUUAUGUUAAAAAUAGAUAGA
This is a messenger RNA of Cimex lectularius (bed bug), 3916 nucleotides long. Its product is annotated as glycine N-acyltransferase-like protein 2. The coding region runs from base 793 to 1728 and encodes 311 amino acids. The record is from RefSeq and is a predicted model, not a curated record. NCBI's taxonomy places the organism in Eukaryota, Metazoa, Arthropoda, Insecta, Hemiptera, Cimicidae. Gene Ontology annotation, molecular function: acyltransferase activity, transferring groups other than amino-acyl groups. The transcript is spliced from 5 exons.